AUUCAUUCAUCAAAGGAUCAGUUUGUUAUGUACCAAAAAAAACAAAGGAUCAGUUUGUUUUCUUCCAUUGGUGCCUUUCUAUAAUCCUUCCCUCGUCUCUCUCUAUCGACGAACGCGCUCAAAGUUGAAAUAACCUUGCCGGCUAGAAAAGAUGGGUCUCCCGGUGAAAUCACCAGUGCAAAUGCAAUCACUAGAGGAAGAAGGCUGUUCAAAAAAAAGAAAAUACACAGAGAAAGACUUCUCACGCGUAAUGGAAAUGGAUUACCUUGACUCUGACUUUGAUGAGGAGGAAGAUGCCUUGCGCAGUCGCAAAAUGUUGGAUGAACUGCUUAAGACAUUUCAAAAAAAUUCAGAGGCUAUAGCUUCAUGCAGUAAGCUCAAGAAGCCAAAUUGCGAGACUAAUAUCGACAGCCCCGUGGCAAGGAAGAAGAAGAACAAGAAGAACAAGAAGAAUAAGAAGAAUGAGAGGGUCUGAAGAAAGGGAAAGAUGAACUGUUACUCAAGUACUUCUCGUUAUAGGUUGGAAUCAUGUGGGUUAUGCUAUGCUCAGCUCUAUGGUGUAUGCACAAAGUUAUUCUAUAAUUUGGGUGUGUUAUGUGUAAUGCUCUUUUAGUGUAUUCUUUUCUUGGAUUCCCACUUGUUUACGACUAUGUUUUGCUAAUCUUUGUGUGCUUCAAGAUUCAUACAUAUAUGUGUCAUAUGAAUACUUUUCCUCUUAAUUUGGAAUUUCCACAUAUUUAAACCUA
Molecule: messenger RNA, 746 nt
Organism: Trifolium pratense (red clover)
Lineage: Eukaryota; Viridiplantae; Streptophyta; Magnoliopsida; Fabales; Fabaceae
Exons: 4
Coding region: 152-475 (107 amino acids)
Source: RefSeq, a predicted model, not a curated record